AUGAACAGGCAGCAGGCGCAGACCCAGGGAGUGGUUUUGACGGGAUACCAUAGCAACGCGGAGCUGCUGCCCAAAAGCGAGACCCCCAGCGAGCUCAGCCGCAGAACGGGUCACUACUCAGUGCAGCAAAACCACAGCGACCGGCAUGAGCAGAGUCAACACCCACAAUGCACCGUUGCCACAGAGCUGCCUUCGUGCAAACCUGAGCCAUCCUCGUUACAUCUUCCCAAAUUGUCCAGCCCCAGACUACAACACCCACAAUGCAACGGGCCUGAGCAGAGCGGACUACAGCACCACCAACAAUGCACCAGGGUAGCUCACUCCAGCCCUAACUCCAGACUCAGACGGCGGCCGGCCUGUCUGCGCUCCAACUCACAGGACUCUCUGGAUGAACUGGAGAUGGAUGAUUACUGGAAGGAGGUGGAGCACAUCAGCCGCUCAGCAGAAGGAGAGAGGAGGGCGGAGGGGGACGUGGUGCAAGAGGAGGAGACCAGCAAGACACCGGAGGAGGGAGAGCAGGAGGAGGCGUGGCUUGUAGAGGCUGGACUUGCUCGAUUGUUUGACGACUCGGACCCCAAUGACCAAGAGCAGGAUGAAGACAGUUCUGCAUUCCUCUCCACGCUCACACGUUCUCAGGCUGCUGCCAUCGAGCGCCGCCUCACGUCUCUGCAGCAAACUCUGAGGAGGAAGAACCGGCAGCAUGUUCCUGACGUUAGGGACAUAUUCAGGCCCCCGGAGGAACAACAGGUGCCGGUAAAGACGAGUGAAGUGAACGGAAGCAGCGAUAAAGACGUCUCCUCUCCCUCCGAGUUGGACACGGAGCUGAACGUGGAAGUGGCCUUUUCUGAACAGGCUCUGAACUACAGAGAAAACCAUCAGGGCCUGAAGAAGAGCAGCAGCAUCAGUUCAGACGACAAGCUCCCAAAUUUCAAGUUGCUGCGGGAUAAAACAGGACAGACCAGAAUUGGAGACCUGUCGUCACUGGAUAUGAAAAAGGUGCAGCGUCUGGUGCUGGUGGAGAUGACAGCUCUGUUCGAUACAGCGGGUAUCGACAUCAAAGCUCAGAAGGCUGUGAAGAUCCGGAGCAGAGGUGAUGCAGAAAGUGGCCUGUUUGGAAUUCCUCUAACCAACCUCCUGGAUCAGGACCAGAAGAGGAUCCCAGGAACCAAAGUGCCAAUCAUUCUGCAGAGACUCAUCAGUCACAUCGAGGAGGAGGGUCUGGACACAGAGGGACUGCUGAGGAUCCCAGGGGCUGCCACCAGGGUCAAGGCCCUCUGUCUGGAGCUGGAGGCCUCUUUCUACGAUGGCCUGUUUGGCUGGUCUGAGGUGAAGCAGCACGACGCAGCCAGUCUGUUAAAGCGGUGGAUCCGAGAACUCCCUCAUCCUCUGCUGAGCGUCGAGCUCCUCAACGCUUUCAUCGCUGUCAACAAGUUGCCCACGAAAAAGCAGCAGCUGCAGGCGCUGAACCUCCUGGUGCUGCUGCUGCCGGAGCCCAACCGAGACACACUCAAGGCUCUGGUGGAGUUUUUCCGUCGAGUCAUUGAGCGUCAGACACACAACCGCAUGACCCUAAACAACGUGUCGGUCGUCAUGGCGCCAAACCUCUUCAUGUACAAGGGCCACCGUGUGAAGGCCACGCAGCAGCAGGAGGUCUCCAUGGCAACAGGCACCGCCAACAUUGUGCGACUGCUCAUCCGGUACCAGGAGCUGCUCUGGACGAUCCCAAAGUUCAUCGUGACGCAGGUGCGACAGCAGAACAUGGAGAGUCAGAGGAAACAGAACAAAGAGCGAGCCGUGAGGAAACUGCUCAAGAAAAUCACUACAGACAAACAGCCGGAGAAGAGCGCCCCAGAGGACAGUGUUCAGGGCUUCAUCCGGGUCCAGGCUCCUCAGUUCAGUAAAGUGUCAAUGGCUCUUCAGCUCACGGAGGAUCUGCAGGCGGCCGACGUGCUCUCGCGCUUCCUCAGCCAGGACUGUUCAGUGUUGGUGAAAAAGGACGAGCUCUGUCUCUAUGAAAUUGGAGGAAACAUCAAGGAGCGCUGUCUGGAUGGGGAGACCUACAUGAAGGACCUGUUCCAGCUGAACCCUGCGGCAGAGUGGGUGAUCCGCGUGGUCCAGCGAUGA
Knipowitschia caucasica is the source of this 2124-nucleotide messenger RNA. Lineage: Eukaryota; Metazoa; Chordata; Actinopteri; Gobiiformes; Gobiidae. The record is from the annotation of a GenBank genome assembly.